UCAGGUUUUCAGCAUUUCAGCCUCAAUAGUUUUAAUUUGUCCAUCAGCCUUCGGGCUUUCUUUAGUAAUUGUAAUGACUUAGUUGUAGGCUGUGCCGUAGUCUCUCCUGGUGGUGCAUUCAACCAAAAUUUUCCUGCGAUGCUGCUUUACUUGCGGCGCUACCGAUCAUUCUGGUGGGGUAUGCUAAUAGCAUCACUCACAUGGAUGACGAGCAUCUAUCUCUAUUGGAAUCUUACGGCUGAACAAUCAUUACAGACCAUAUCGGAGUCAGCUCCUACCCCUCUCAAACUUCUCAAACCUCUCAAACACCAUAAUCCACUGGAUAACGAGAUCCUGCCGUAUGAGAAUGAUAAAACCAUUGCUAAAAAUAAGAAGAAGUAUUUCCAGUAUGAAAAUGGCUACAAGAACAGUGAUAAUCUGAAGAAGAAACUGAAGGUUCAGUACCCCACUCCAGAAUCACCACUGCCAUUUGGACUUGAUGAACUUGGCUUGGUGAAGUCCGUGGCAGACCUGCGCCUCAAAGAAGAAGGCUACAAGCUCCAUGGCUUCAACGCUCUCAUCUCUUCAAGGCUGGGCUACCAUCGAUCCAUCAAUGAUACUCGCCAUCCCCUCUGCCGCACGCAAACUUACCCUUCAGACCUCCCCACAGCAAGCAUUGUCAUCUGCUUCUACAACGAGCAUGCCGACACUUUGAAACGAUCUGUCCACAGCAUCCUGGAACGUACCCCUGAACGCUUUUUGCAUGAAAUCAUUCUCGUUGACGAUUUUAGUGACCUUCCUGGACUGGAGGAAGAGGUCAAUCAAUUUGUUGCUUCUAAGGGAAUGGAAAAGGUGAAGUUGGUACGAGCUAAACAAAGGGAGGGACUGAUUCGAGCAAGAGUGCUCGGUGCUGGGAAGACAUCUGGCCAGGUUCUGAUCUUUCUGGACAGCCAUAUUGAAGUUAAUGUAGGCUGGAUAGAGCCACUUUUGGCAGCAAUAGCCGCUGACUCGCAUACUGUUGUCACCCCUAUUAUUGAUGUCAUCAAUGCGGACACUUUCCAUUACACGCCGUCUGUCAUUGUGCGAGGUGGCUUUAACUGGGGUCUCCACUUCAAGUGGGAAUCCCUCCCUAAGAACCUUUUAAAAACGGACGAGGACUUUAUUAAACCCAUCAGCUCACCAACAAUGGCAGGGGGCCUUUUUGCAAUGGAUCGUGCGUACUUUUAUGCGCUAGGCACGUACGACAAAGGAAUGGAUAUCUGGGGCGGUGAAAACUUGGAGCUCUCUUUCCGUGUAUGGAUGUGCGGAGGACGGCUGGAAAUAAUCCCAUGCUCACGCGUGGGCCAUGUUUUCCGUAAGCGUCGACCUUAUGCAGACCCAUCAGGCCAGGACUCGAUGCUUAAAAAUUCUUUGCGUGUGGCCAUGGUCUGGCUGGAUGAAUACAAAGAGCACUACUUCAAUCACACAAUGCAAGCCAGACGAGGGGAUUAUCCGUAUGGUGAUGUGUCGGAACGAAUUGCACUCAGAAAUACAUUGGGAUGCAAAAGCUUUGAUUGGUAUUUAAAGAACAUUUAUCCAGAGUUAGCUCUUCCAACAGAUGAUAAAGAAAGGUUGAAGAAAAAAUGGGAGGCAAUGGAACAACCAAAGUAUCAGCCAUGGAACCAACGUGAGAGGAAUUUUGUCAAUCAGUUUCAGAUCCGAUUGUCCAAUACUGCCCUUUGUGUUGCACCUGAGAAAGAUUUGAAGAAAGGCUCUCUUUUAGUUCUUAAGUCUUGUCUGCGAACAAAAAACCAGAUGUGGUAUGAGACGGACAAAUCAGAACUCAUCGUUGCGCAGCUAUUGUGUCUGGAUGCAGGGAAGCCCAGACCUAAAAUUUCCAAAUGCCAUGAAAUGGGUGGUCUUCAGUCGUGGAAAUAUCAUUUGAAGAAGGGUUCACCCAUUUACAAUGUAGCAGCUGGUACGUGCUUGAGUGCAGAGACGGCAGAACAAGGCGCUUAUGUAACAAUGGACAUCUGUACUAGUGAACUGGUUCGUUGGGAUGUCAUUGAAGUCUGAGUCCAACAAUGAAUUCAAAGGAAAGACAAAUCAAAGGCUGUAUUUUGCAGAGAGAUUCAAAUUUUUUUGAAUCAAUUUGUGCCUUAAAGGAGGGGCGCCUGCGUCUCGCCAUUUUUUGGUAAUGCACGGAAAAGUCUCCUUUUAGAAGAAGUAACCAUAGGGAAACUGUUACUGAUCGCUAUCAUAGUUUUUGAAGCAGGUAGAAUGAGUUCUUAGAAUAUAUAUCAGUUCUACUUCGUAAACCAACAGAUAGAUGCACAAGAUAAAAAAUGUUUUGACUAGGAGCUUGUCAUGUUCCACAGAGUAGUCAUUUCUGAUAAUGGCAGCUUUAUCGAAGUUUAUCGGUAUUUUGAAAACAAGGUGCACUGAUAGCCUGCCAACAGCGCUUUUUUUGAAACCUUCACCUUAAAAUGGUUAAAGCAAGGUUUUCACUGAAUCUCGCUCAUGGAACAUAUCUUGGAUGUACAAAAAGGAGAUUUAAAGGAAACCAAACUUUGCUUAGGAUCAGAUACUUUUGAUAUCUCAAGAAAUUGAAGUUGGUAAAAAGUGAGAUAAGACUAUAUAUACUUCCAAGCUCUCUUUAAUGACUAUUAACAAAAUGUUGGAAGCAAUCCUUGAGACCUUACUUUGUACAAUAGUUCAAUUUCACCUUGUCUUUUUCUUCUUUCAGAUUUCCCCAACAGUACAAUACAUUAAUUCUUUUCAGCAAGGUUAUGAUAAAAACUUUGAAUUUUUGUCACUGUAUUGCAAAAUCUUUUUCAUUGGACCACUAGACUAGAUGCAGAUUCAUUCUGCUUCAUGUUUUCUCAUCAAAAUUUCACGUAGAACAGGACUUGUGCCAUGAAAAUUAUUACAAGUAUCGUUUAACUAAGAUGUUAACAUGUUCGUUGCAAAAAUUCAAACUUUCUGUUUAUGAAAAAAACCAUGAUCCACUAAUACUAAACGUUACCUGCACAGUCUCUGCAGAGUAGGAAAUACGGCAACCUCAAUCUCAGCGCUGUGGCUCAGCUGUUACCUGCUCUUUAUAAUUUUAACAAUAUAGGACGGUAAAGGAAGACAGUUCGAUUAACAAGCCUACCAAAACCUUUGUAGUGCGCGUUUAGAUUCACUAGACUUUUGUUUUUCUUGGGAGCGGAAAAGUCAAAUUUUUCAUAACCAAGUAAAGUAAAAACGAUAAUAUCUUAAUCUCAGUAAUUUUCGUUGCAAAAAUCAUGUUUUACAUGAAAUUUUAUCGAGGAAACAUUUAUCAGAAUGGUUUAAUUUGUACCUUGUCUUGUGAUCCAUUCUAUUAAGGUACCUAUUUUUUUUAUUUAAUUAUUUAUUUACUUUAUUUUCAAAUGAAUCUUCCACUAUUCUCUGUAGGUAGGAUAGUAAAUCGGCCAGAGAUCUGAUCAAAUAUCUAUUCUGCAAAAUUAUUUUAUAAUUUUACAUUUUAUUCAUUUUUCAUUUACAAGCCUUUUGGCAGUUAUUUGUAUAUUCUCAUAACUGGGAACAAGCCCUCAUUUAAAUCAUUUCUACUUUACCUGAACUUAAUAAAACUGGAUAAAACAGUUGUAGCUCCUCUUUGUCUGUAGAUAAAAGACUGAAUGUAGCUAUGAAGAGCAGACCAAAUCAGAUAGACCUAUGAAUGGAAGAUAUGAUAUUACAAUACUCAUGCCUCAAAUGUUACUUUGUUACAAGAUGAAUUCCUUAAGUAAUUUUUUGUUUCUUGACUUUCUUAAAAACUAUCGAUAUCGUAAGAGCUGAGUGUUUUUAAAUCAAGGUAUAAUUAGGACUUUGUUUUCUUGAUAAUUAUUCUUUAAAUUACCAGGAAACUACUUUGUUCAGAAUUUAGGGAAAUCUUGGAAGUUUCCUAACUCAAAAAUUUCAUUAGAUUUCAAUAAAAAACGAAAAAAUGACACUGAACGUUCCUACUGCUAAAUUACCCCUGUUACUUGUUGGACUA
This is a messenger RNA of Bemisia tabaci, 3979 nucleotides long. Its product is annotated as polypeptide N-acetylgalactosaminyltransferase 35A. Gene Ontology annotation, biological process: protein O-linked glycosylation; regulation of Notch signaling pathway. Lineage: Eukaryota; Metazoa; Arthropoda; Insecta; Hemiptera; Aleyrodidae. The record is from RefSeq and is a predicted model, not a curated record. Gene Ontology annotation, molecular function: polypeptide N-acetylgalactosaminyltransferase activity; Notch binding. Gene Ontology annotation, cellular component: Golgi apparatus.